AUGAUCUGUCCCACAAAGAUAUCCAAAACAUACAAGGGAUUAUUUGCAAACUGUAGGGCUCUGAACUUGACGACCGUUCCUGACCUAGAAGGUAACAUAACAGCACUAGAUCUCAGUGAGAACCGGAUAAAUCUAACUGGAAGUGACUUUUCCAGGUAUCCAUAUCUGGUGUAUUUGAAUCUUGAAGGUAAUGGUCUGAGUAGACUUCCAUUCGAUGUGUUCACUGGAUGUGGAAAGUUGAAAUUCUUAAAUUUAAAUAACAACAAUCUAAACUACAGCCUCAGCUCAUUUCCUGAAAACGUCUUCACUCCUCUGCACGUCCUAGAGGAACUGAAUAUUGGUAAUAAUAAUAAUACAGCUUGGACGUUUCCUGACAGUGUACUUAAACCACUAACAAAUCUUAAAAUGUUUACAAUAGAUACAACUUCUAAUUUCACGUUUGGAGAGGGUUUUCGAAAUACUCGCAGUCUUGAAGUUCUGUGUUUGUCAGGAAAUCAAGCAGAUUGUGGAAUUGUAGAACUUUACAAUGAUACGUUCUCAGUGUUCAAUUCAUCCAGUUUGCAGACGCUCGAUCUUUCAUUUUGUGGACAUCUAAGAAAUAUACAUUUAGAUUCUUUUUCACCAUUGCUCAGUUUGAAGGUACUUGACCUGAAGAAAGCACACAACCUAGGCCUGUCUGGAGCCUUAUUGGGAAUGUAUGGUUUGCAAAAUAGAAAUAUGACGUCCAUAAAUUUAGAAGCAGUAACGUUCCUUCAAAAAUGGAACAUCCCAACAGAAAAAUGUGUAGACGAUCAAAUACUAACAAAAGACAAAUUGCAAUACUUGUCUAGAAUUUGUCUCUCCAGUCUGAAUUUGGCAAACAAUCACAUCCUCUUUAUUGAUAUGGCAUCGACUCAAAACAGCACGAUUUAUAGUUGUUUGAGUUAUCUGUACCUUCCUGGAAAUGCCUUUGAUUUAAAAUUCGAAAUUGUGGUUGUGCAGAAGAUUAUUCUAAAAUUAAAAUUAAAAUAUGUAGAUGUCUCAUCCAACCAAUGGUGUGGCCAUCCCCCUCCAAAUAAUUACUUUGAUGAUACACUGUCAAGAACAUUAUUUGUAACAUUGCCUACAACCAUAGAAACAAUUGUUUAUGAUGGAACUAAUUCAUUCGUUGAUCUUAAAAAAUGGAUUACGGUGGCGUUUAAUGCAAGUAAUAAUCUGAGAAAUCUUUCCAUCAGCUACAAUGAGAACAUGAUACUGGAAGGGUCUGUUACUGGACUGAACAAUCUUACAGCACUGAGACUAGAACACAAUGGAAAUAUGUCACUUUCAGAAUCUUUUUUUGAUAAUUUCCCAAGUCUGAAAAACCUCAACAUGAUUGGAGUGCGUCUUCCAAAACAGUAUUUCCAAAACGAGUCGAUUCGGUUAUUUAGAAACCUGACAAAGCUGGAAAACCUCGACCUCUCCUCCAGCGAUCUGUUCCACUUACCAAAACACUCGUUUCUCCACAGCCGCUUUCUCAAGAACCUCUUACUGUCACACAACAACUUUCAGAGUAUUUUAUUCUCCAUCGAAGAUGUUCCACAUUUAGAGACUUUAGAUUUGUCUUAUAAUCAUAUCAAAACGUUGAAUGGGGAUACCAGAAAUUUAUUGGACAGUCAUGCUAUAAAUAAAUCAAAUUUUAUUUUAAAAUUGCACAACAAUCAAUUAAGCUGCAGGUGUCAAAAUAUCGACUUUGUGUUGUGGUUCAAACAAACCGAUUAUAUUUUAAAUUCAAGUUAUGUGCAAUGCACGUACGAAAAUAAUACAUUGGUUAUUUUCAAAGAUAUUGACAAAGAAGCAUUAUGGCACGAGUGUACGGGAAAACCAGCGUUUUACAUCGUGUCGUCCAUGUUUGCAUUGCUCAUCUCUGUAGCUCUGUGUUCCUUUCUUGCAGUGAAGCAUAAGACUCAGAUUGUUGUGUUUUUCCACAGACUGUUUCGCGGGGUCGCUGGACUCCCAAGAAGAGAAGACUUCAGGUAUGAUGUUUUUAUUGGAUAUGCUGAUAAAGACUGUGACUUUGCGUGCAUGCAACUGAGAGAGAUCCUGGAGGACAGGUUUCAUUAUCGAGUUUACCUCCAAGAUCGCGACAGUGAGUUGGGCGGUUCGAGAGCCAUCUCCAUUCUAGAUGGAGUCCGAAACAGCUGGAAGAUGGUCCUGGUUAUGUCACAGAACUUCGUCACUGACGAAUGGUCUAUAUACACGAUGCAUGCCGUAACUCUGUACGCUGCCUCUGGUCGCAUACCAAAGAGGCUGGUCCUUCUCCUGGACCGAGCGAAUCCGUGUGAGGUUCCAGACACCCUCCUGUGCAUUGCAGAUGAAGAAACGAUUCUGCCAAUCCCACGUCCUAAUGAUGACGAUUCGUGGGAACACUUAAGGCGUCUUCUGAGGUGA
Gigantopelta aegis is the source of this 2409-nucleotide messenger RNA. RefSeq names its product CD180 antigen-like. Lineage: Eukaryota; Metazoa; Mollusca; Gastropoda; Neomphalida; Peltospiridae. Gene Ontology annotation, cellular component: membrane. The record is from RefSeq and is a predicted model, not a curated record. Bases 1 to 2409 code for a protein of 802 amino acids. The transcript has a single exon. Gene Ontology annotation, molecular function: transmembrane signaling receptor activity; protein binding. Gene Ontology annotation, biological process: immune response; toll-like receptor signaling pathway; inflammatory response.